AUGAAUGAAGCAAUUAAAGAAAUCAAUCGAAUUGAAGCAAAAGAUCGUCUUCUUGUUCGUUUUCUUGAUGUUGUUCAUUCACGUAAAGAUGAUCUUCCAUUUACUAACGAUAUAUUACAACCAGGUUUUAGUUCACUUCGUGAAUUAUGGAGUUCAUUUUGUGACCAAGAUGCAUCAACAGCUGAUGAACGUUUUCCAGCAUUUGCAAAUGAAAUCGAACAAAAACUUAAAUUAGCUAUUACAACUAUGAAAGAAACAUUAUCACAACCAUAUACUCCAUUUCCUUGGCACAGAGAUAAUGAACAAUAUCCUACUGUACAUAUAGCUAAUGCAACAUGUGAUGCUCUCCGUCAAUUAAUUGUUCAUCCAAAAUAUUUGAUUACGGCUGGUAUUAAAAUGUUAUGUAUGAAAAAUGUAUUUGAAAGAGAAAAGCGUGCAUUAACAUUAUAUCAACAAGCAGUAAAUGUUGAUAAACAAGAUUUUAUUCUUCAUUAUAAUAUGGUAUUAUGUUAUAUAAAAAAUGAUCAAAAUUCAAUAAAUGAAGCUAUAAAAGAAUUGCAUAUAGCUGUAACAUUACUUAGUAAUGAAAGUGAACGACGUAAAUUUCUUCAAAUUCAUGAUGAAUUAUCAGCACAAACAUCUGCUGAUAGAUCAUGUAUUGCUGAACUUGUCUAUCUUGAACAUGUUCAUUCAACAGAAAACAUUCAUAGAGGACGUACAGAUAAAUAA
Molecule: messenger RNA, 729 nt
Organism: Rotaria sp. Silwood1
Lineage: Eukaryota; Metazoa; Rotifera; Eurotatoria; Philodinida; Philodinidae
Source: the annotation of a GenBank genome assembly